ACAGAAUUAAUAACAAUCAAAACCCUCAACCGACCUUAACUUCGCAUACUGGUACUGGCAUCAUAGCCUAGCGCACGAAUCGUAUACCACAAUGGGCCACGGGCUAUCCACAGAAAGACCACAAAUCACGAGGUGCUCCCUUCCCAAAGAAGUCGUGGUGCGAGCAACACUAACUAGUAUCCGCCAAGCAGCUUUCUUGAAAGUGAGAUGAUAGCUCUGGAGGGAGCGGAUUCCGUGAAGGUUUAUGUGCACAAAGGGCUGUUGAAGGCACAUUCCAAAGUUAGUGGGGAAUGUUGGUGGAGUUGCUUCCACAGCGACACGAUUAAACGGUUCGUCGAAUACCUCUACCAAGGGGACUAUACUGGCCUGCUACCAGGUUCUGCCCCCACUGCGGCCCCCGGCAGCCUUGCCACUCCCAAGUCCCUCAACUACCAAGGCGUAUUUGUCAGCCAUGCAGAACUAUUCAUGCUUGCAAAAAGUAGGGGGAUUGAUCCCCUUGGAGAGAUAUGCAUGGCAAAGCUUCAGGAGGAUAUGGGGAAAGCUCAUGAAGAACUGCCCGACUCCAUGUUCUCAGAAAACGUAGUUGAGUUACUCCGAUACUCCUACAGCCACUGUUACAUGAGCGACAACCCCGCGUGGGGGGAACUUCAGAAGAUCACCUCCAAAGUCUGUGUAGAAAAAAUAGGGUUGAUUCUUGAAAUGCCGGGUGCUAGUUUGCUCAGUGGAGAAGGGAAACUGAUGAAAGAUCUCAUGAUUGGAGCCGUCGAGCGUCUCAAAGAAGCUGAGAGCCGCCUUGCAGAUAUGGAAAAGGGUAAAAAACCGGCUGCAACACACCGGCAGGGAUAUAGUGAACAGAAAGAGGUAUCAACUUCCCCCAGGUUAUAUCAGCACCAGCACAAGGCCGCUCCAAACCCACCACCGUGAAAGCAAGUCUAAAGGGCUAAUGAAAUAUUCUAGAGGUCUGGAUCCAGUUCAGCCACCCCUUGGUGGAAAUUUAGCACUUAAUCACCCCGCGAAUCCUUUCCAAAAUUCGAUAUCUUUUCCCCCGAAUACCCCCGAGGUUGCUGAAACUGCCGGAUGGUAAUCUUUUUGGUGCCGAUGGAAUUUCUGCCCUCUGGGGUAACCCCAGAGCGGGUCAAUACUUUUGGAUUAUUUGCAAACUGGAGGGUUCCCCUGGAAAUGAACACAAGAUGUAUACUUCGUAUUUUUGGCGGGAUAAAAAGAUCCAUUUUUUUCUUUCUCCUUUGUAAAUCUCCUGUGUACGUGUGUUGGGCUUCUCCUCCCCCUCCCUAUAUGUCUCUAUUUUAUUACAAGGAAAUCUUCCGG
Molecule: messenger RNA, 1326 nt
Organism: Tuber aestivum (summer truffle)
Lineage: Eukaryota; Fungi; Ascomycota; Pezizomycetes; Pezizales; Tuberaceae
Source: the annotation of a GenBank genome assembly